AUGUGGGUGGCGAAUCCAGUGAGGAGGAAAAAAAGCAGUUGCCGCCAGUGCGCAAAACAAAAACGUGAGUUCGAAGAGAUUAUGGACAAAGUCGACCAGAUUGCGACGAACAGGAGGCAGAGGAAGAAAAAACCGACGGAGAAACUCCUCAGCUUUAUGGACAAUGCUGCUGCUGCUACAUAG
This is a messenger RNA of Paraglomus occultum, 183 nucleotides long. NCBI's taxonomy places the organism in Eukaryota, Fungi, Glomeromycota, Glomeromycetes, Paraglomerales, Paraglomeraceae. The record is from the annotation of a GenBank genome assembly.